Molecule: messenger RNA, 1714 nt
Organism: Oryzias melastigma (Indian medaka)
Lineage: Eukaryota; Metazoa; Chordata; Actinopteri; Beloniformes; Adrianichthyidae
Gene: cryba4
Product: crystallin, beta A4
Exons: 6
Coding region: 1026-1628 (200 amino acids)
Biological process (GO): lens development in camera-type eye; visual perception
Molecular function (GO): structural constituent of eye lens
Source: RefSeq, a predicted model, not a curated record
CAAAUCAACGCUCCUGUAAAAGGAUUUUGUCUUCUUGGAACCAGCGAGUACUUCCUGUUUGGAAUGCCAUGGGGGCCCAGCAAGCAAGGCCAAGUGGACCCCUAUUGGGUUUCCGUGGUGACCCCACCUCUGUUUGCUUAAGUGUGCACUUACGCUAGCUAGCCGCUCGGUGGACAGCGUAGCGUGCUAGCUAGCUCCGCUGCCUGGGCACCAGCACCCUUUAGCCAAAGUAUUCAAACACUGAAACUGGAGACAAACCCAAUUGGGGCCCACUUGGCUGGGGAGGGGUCACUCUGUCCAGUUCUCAUAUACAGUCAAUGUCAUUAAAGUUCUUGACAGUCAAUAUUGUUUUUAUAUAUAUAUUAUCUCCUUAGCACACUGUGCCAGCAGUUGCCCCGCCCACAUUGUUAGCUUGAUGACCUCAGAGUUUACCUUGGGGGAGGGUUUUUCUCAACAGUUUAGUUCCACUAAUUAAGCUUUAUCAACAGUCAACAGGAAGUGGCGGGACGAACGCUGAAAAAAGAACAGGCAAAAGGGGGCGGGGCCAAGACAACGGUGUCCGUUGGUAAAGCAAAAUGAUCUUUUUUCUGAGCAGCUGUCGUUGUUUAGUUUUAGGGGGUGGAGUCAGGCUUUGACACGCCCCUUUUGGGGGGUUUUGAUUUGGAUUUUCAGAUCGAUGAUCUCUGAAGAUGUCAGGAUGUGACAUUUGAUGUUUUUAUUUCCGUGUUCUGAUGUUUUGGGUCGUGUGGUUGUGAGCCGGCGCUGCCUCUCCCCUCUCUUAUAUUCCCCUGUGCCCCCCGCCCCGCUGAUAAUGUGGUGUCUGCACUUCUGCCCCUCCACAGAUUAACACUGCUUUUGUCCAGGGGAGGGGGCGACAAAGGUGGAUAGAGCUAAAAAAAAAAAAGAAGGCCCCUCCCUGCUGCUGAGCCGGGGCUUUCAGCGUGGCCCCCUGCCAGGGGAGGCUUUAAAAGGGUGGGGGCGCGUGGCUCCUCUCACUCUCACGGCAGGACAACCUGAGGGCAUCAAUGCGAGACAACAUGACUCACCACUGCACCAAGUUCUCCGGCCACUGGAAGAUCAUCGUCUACGACGAGGAGUGCUUCCAGGGCCGCCACCACGAGUUCACCUCCGAGUGCUGCAACGUGAUGGAGUUCGGCUUUGAGUCGGUGCGCUCCCUGAGGGUGGAGAGCGGCGCCUGGGUGGGUUAUGAGCACGCCUCCUACCAGGGGCAGCAGUUCAUCCUGGAGAGGGGGGAGUACCCCCAGUGUGAUGCCUUUGGGGGCAGCAACGCCUACCACAUCGAGAGGAUGACCUCCUUCAGACCCAUCGCCUGUGCCAACCACAGAGAGUGUCGGAUGACUAUCUACGAGCGUGAGAACUUCCUGGGCCGUAAGGGCGAGCUCAGUGACGACUACCCCUCCCUCCAGGCCAUGGGAUGGUGCAACAACGAGGUCGGCUCUUUCAGGAUCCAGUCUGGAGCAUUUGUGUGCUACCAGUACCCCGGUUACCGUGGUUACCAGUAUAUCAUGGAGUGCGACCGUCACUGUGGGGAGUACAAACACUUCAGGGAGUUCGGGUCCCACUGCCAGACCCCUCAGAUCCAGUCCAUCCGCCGUAUUCAGCAGUAGCGGCUGAACCCGUUCUCCACCGUGACCCUUCACCCCCGACCCCCGCUGCCACCCAGUGCUGAAUAAACUGUUUUUCUUAAACCUGA